AGGUGGCGUAACGGAAUAUUUAACUGAAGUGGCGUGCCAUGUCAGAAGAAACUUUGAUCAUUCCAAUAAAGUUUCCUGCUUAUAGAACAGUAUUAUGGGAUCACCAACCACUGGAUUCAUCAUGCUUUAUUAAUAUAUCAAAAUGCAGAGUAAUGUUAAAAGAACAAGUUCUGAAUGCUGCGAGAAGACUGAUGGACAAAAUGAAGAAAAGUAAAAUGUACUGCACAUUAAUUGGAUCAGUCACAGUAGACCAACAAAAUGGAGAGGGACUUGUCAUCACUAUGGAUAAACUAGAGGAAGAUAAGUGUGAGGGAACAGGAUCAGGAGAACAUAGGAUUCUUUGUUUGAUGAAUAAUGGAGAAAGUUGUACUGAAGAUACUAGUGUUAAUGAUUGGAUAAAAGGCUUAAAGAAUAUGUACCAGACAUAUAAAAGUAACAAUCCUGUGAAUUUGAACCGAUUUGUACAGCUCAGGUUGCAUUGCUCUGUCGUAGGGGCUAGAUGUACUUGUGAUUUAGAAAUGAUAACCAUAGCCACAGAGCUGAAAGUUACUCCCAUUCCACCUUUACCUGUAUUAAAUACACCUCUUUCGAAAAACCUGGCUGGAAAAGAAAAUCUUAGUGACAUACAAAAUGAACCAAAAACUGGAUUCAUGACAAUGGAACAAACAAGGCGGUUAGUAUUAAUGCUAGAAAAUGAUCCCAAAGUUUUGACCCUGCCUCUCAUAGGAAUCUGGGUGAGUGGUAUAUCAAGUAUCUGUCAUCCAUAUGUGUGGGCUGCCUCUUUAAGAUACUUAAAUUGCUCAAGUUAUCAAGAUAGGGUGUGUCUGCCUCCACAGCCGUUUCUAAUCAUGCUGUACUCUUCAGUAAACCAUUCAUCACCACUAUUUUAUGACUGUAUCACUACAACUGGGUCAAACAAAUUCACACCAUGUAUGUUCAAGGGUUCUUUGGAAACUUCUGUUGCCAAGGUUCCUGUUUUUAACAAUAAAAUGCUGGAAAUUGAUUUGGAAAAAGUACCAUCAGAUUCAGAAAGUUGCAAUUUUCAAGAAGCUUAUCAAAAGUUUAUGGGACAAAUAGUAACAGACACUUUUAUUCCAACAUCUAAGAAGCCAACACUUCUUACUCCAUCCAAUGAUGAGAUGCCUCGAAACACUCCAAAUCCCCAUUUCCUAAAUCCUUUGAGAGCUUUUCCAGCAGUUCCUGAUGUGUCUUUGGUUUCUGAUGGAAACAAUGAAGAAAGUACAUGUAUUGAUGAUAUUCAUAUUUUUCCUUUUGUGAUGACAUCUUCAAAUGUAAAUCAUCAAAGAAAUAGUCAUUGUUCUUCAGCAAAAUUCAGCCAGGACAUAAAUACAAUAGGCAUUCAUAAGGCACCACACUAUACCAUGGAAGUCAUGAGCAACUCGCAAUAUCCUCAUCAGGCAAUACCUCAAGGGUCUUUUGAAACUGUGCACAGAUGCAUGCAAGAGAGAUCAAAACAGUUACCCAUUGAAAGAUCUCCUGUUACUAAUACACAUCAGAUCUCUCCUUCAUCCUACUCUCUUUGUACUACCACGUCAAUGACUCUUGACCCUAAACAAACGUCUCUAGACAAUGCAACUUCAAAACAACCUAAAGGUCAUGAUUUGCACAAGAACACAGCAAUAAAAUCACAAGUCUAUCAUUCACCAGGAAAUAUGGGCUACUGUGAAAAUUUUCGAAAGUCCACAUUAUCUCCAAAAUCAUCACUUCAAGUCACAAGUUCAUCAGCAGUUCCAGUCAAUUCAGAUAAUGAGUACCUCAAAACUUCUCCAUUAAGUUCUUCCAGGAGGAAUCAGUCGCCUACCCAAGUUUUAACUGAAAAUUCUGUACUUUCUCAGAAUUCUCAACUAAGUGGAAAGAAUUCAGUGAAAUUUCAUCUGAAUAACUUCCCUUUUCAAGGCCCACUCCAAAAUGUUAAUCAGCAUUUGUCUCAAAGCUCUUAUCCUCCAAAUACUACACAAUUUGGAAAAAAUGGUUUCCAACGAAAACAGAAACUGAAUGAUAAUCAAAAGAGCAAGCAAAAGACUUCAUUUAAUCAGCACACUAGCACAAAGUCUACAUCCAGUCAUGUUGACAACGUUUGCUGCUCAGAAGUAUCUGAUUCAUCAGGGGAAGUAAUUACAUAUGAUAAUAAUGAUUCCCAUUUUCACAAGGAUGUCCCUCCACAAGUGUACCAACUCCUUCAAAAACAAGAUGAACAGUUACGUCAACUACAAGCUCAAAUACAAAAGCUUCUACAGGCCCAAGAAGCAAAAGCUACCAUAUCUGAAACUCCAAAUGUUACUAGCCAGAAACAAGUUACUAAUAAACAUAGCCUUUCUGCUACUCAGAAUCCAUCCCUUAUGCCUCAACUGUGUUCAACAAGUACAAUGACCAGUUUGGUGUGGCCAGACACACGAAAACUGAUAGAUGUUAGUUUGCAGACAGAAGAAGAAUCUCCAAGCUGUGACUCUAUUGAUACAGGGCUUGGUGACAGCUGCAACAUUCCUGUAACACAGAGGUUAAGCACCCCGGAUAAAACCAAUACUCCUGUAGUGGGAAUAAAUAAUCUUAAUACACAGUUUACCAACAAAGUGCUGUGUUUAAAUGACACUGAAAAACAAAAGAACCAGGUAGAACCAUGUAGGUGUAAAAAUCAUACUAACAAACACUCACCAUCCAUUUCUCAACAGAAGAAACAAAUUUAUGAGAAUGGUUGUCGACCAUUUAGUGGAUGUCACCAUAAAUGUUGUGAAGGUGAAGUAGACGAGUCUUUCACUAUGACUGGAAUAGAAGUGUGUACAGUUUAUGAUCCUCAGCCUAGCCCUGCUCCAUCCAUACAUGUUGAUGUUCAAGAUUAUGUAGCUAGUUUUCACAGCCCUACUAUGGUAAACCACCCAGGAUCAGAGAAUCAAAGUUUUGAAAGUCCAGUCUUAGGAGAAAGUGCCAGUUUGAUGGAACGAAAUUCCAAGGAUCACAUGAAGAAUUCAGAAGAAGAUGAUAGUGACUCUGAAACAUCAGUUGGCAGUGAAAAUAUCCCAGAUAAAACCUUCUAUCAAAAUCUUCUGGGUAAUAUUCAUCGCAUGCUAGCUAAACAAACAGAAAAUGAAAGUAAGUUUGAAGAGAGGCGCAUGUCAUGUCCUAGUAGUUCCAAUUCUCUAGAAAACACCUUUCUGAAACAUGAAGCAUUACGUGGAAUUAGUCACUCAGCUGACAGAAGGAGAUCCUUAGAAGAUUUAAGAGACCAUCGUUUAGAAGUGAGAGCUUUCAAUGAGUAUGAUGACAGACAAAAGACUGAAAAAGAUUGGUCAACACCAAACUCUUUCUGCUUGCCUAAGCUAAACUACCAAACCCUAUUUUUAAGUGAAUCUGAUCCUGACCUGAGUGUGGAAGUGAAUUCCUUAGCUUUGAAAUACCUAGAAAAGGAACAGCUGUCUCAACUUGCAAAAGAAAUUGAGCACAGUAAGGUUCACAAGCAGAAAAAAACAAAUAACUAUCCUCUGCUUAGAAAAGUCCUUGAAACUAAAGUUCAAGAAACAGGACCUACUGACAUAACACUUUAUGGUAUGCCUAUGAAUAAUGUGUCAUUUGCAACAAAAGCUUACCUUGAAAGAAAUGGACUAGCACAGAAGUUACCAUCUAGUUCAGAUAACACAUGCAAAGAAGCAUGUGAUCAUAAUUCUAGUAAAAACAAAAUUAAGACUUCAUCCAGUGAAGAUAAAUUGUGGGUUUUGAAAAAUUUGGAGGAAAGGUCCCCUCAGCAAAUACAGCAUGGUAAAAUGUUGGUUACAAACAAAGAGAAAAACACGGAGUUUAGAAGGGUUCUUGAUAUAACAGCUUUAAGGCAACAGCCUAAGCUGCUGUAGAUCUUAUGUGAUAUAGAAAUAGAUAUUUCUUAAUAGUUUUUCAGAAGUAUAAAGAAAUUUUCAUUUCAAUAUAGAUAUUUUUUAUGUUAAAUAUCUUUUCCUUUACCUCCCUCAUUGGGAAGUAUGCUGAUUGAAUUAUUAUAACUAUUUUAAGUUUGUAACAGUUCUGUUGGAACUUGAUUUAAUACUCUAGAUAAUUUGGUUUUGUUAAUUUAAAAGGAUAUAAAUUUACUGGUUAUUUAGUAUGAUUUUAUUAAAAUAAAUGCUGUGAUGAUGAACAUAAUUUAGUAAAUCCAUUUUGAAGAAACCAUAUAAAUUUGAAAGGUUUUAGUUUCUCUUAGUGUAGACUUAUCUUUAAUUCAGUGUUUUAAAUUCAACAACUGUGUAAGAAGUGGAAGUACAGAUAUCAGUUAUGAUGUUCCUCAAUUUUUGUUCAUUCCGUAUACUUAUAUAUUAUAUUUUUGGUUCUAUUCAUUCAAGAUAUAUUCAUGUUAUUAAAGUUAGAUCUGUAGGCAAGUAAAAUCAAAAUAAUUUUUCAGAACUAACCUAACUGUAAUAUUUUUGUGUUUUUAUUUUUC
Limulus polyphemus (Atlantic horseshoe crab) is the source of this 4441-nucleotide messenger RNA. Its product is annotated as SCL-interrupting locus protein homolog. Gene Ontology annotation, cellular component: centrosome; centriole. Gene Ontology annotation, biological process: smoothened signaling pathway; centrosome duplication; protein localization to centrosome. NCBI's taxonomy places the organism in Eukaryota, Metazoa, Arthropoda, Merostomata, Xiphosura, Limulidae. The record is from RefSeq and is a predicted model, not a curated record. Bases 39 to 3863 code for a protein of 1274 amino acids. The transcript is spliced from 16 exons.